Glarea lozoyensis ATCC 20868 is the source of this 1770-nucleotide messenger RNA. RefSeq lists its product as uncharacterized. Lineage: Eukaryota; Fungi; Ascomycota; Leotiomycetes; Helotiales; Helotiaceae. The coding region runs from base 1 to 1770 and encodes 589 amino acids. The transcript has 2 exons. The record is from RefSeq and is a predicted model, not a curated record.
AUGGCGACUCCAGCUCAGGUUCAGCCUGCGGGCCAGAGCAUCACUCGUACGACUCGUGGUAUUCCAGGAGACCCGCGCAAUCCUUCGAGAAAAUUGACAUAUUUUAUCAAUGUUAUUCAACAGCCAGAACGCGCACGCGCAUGUGGCUCCGGUGCAAAGUCUUCCGCCGAUCGAAGACCGGUUGAUCCUCCACCUGUCGUGCAAUUGCGUAUCAUGGAAGGGGAGAAUGCCGAAAAUGAUAUUACCUUUGCCUACGACGCCAACUUCUUCCUGUUUGCGACACUAGAGUCGGUCAGGCAGAUCGCUCAUGGUCGUGUGCACCCAGCUCCAUCGCAAAUUCCAGUCCUCACUGGCAUGCCAGUAUCCGGUAUGGCCUACUUAGAUCGACCACAUGAAGCUGGCUACUUCAUCUUUCCAGAUUUAUCCGUUCGCCAUGAAGGUUAUUAUAACUUGAGUUUCAACUUGUACGAACAAACCAAAGAAGCCAAGGAUAUGGAUGCCGAGCCUUCCAAGAGUCCUGGGCCAGCAAUGCCUGAGAAUGAGCUGCCUGCUCACUCCUUUCACUGGCGCUUGACCGUCAAGUCCCAACCAUUCACAGUAUUCAGUGCGAAGAAGUUCCCCGGUCUAGCAGAGAGCACUACGCUUAGUCGAACGGUCGCCGAGCAAGGUUGUCGAGUUCGAAUUCGUCGUGAUGUUCGCAUGAGAAGAAGAGACAAAGCUGAAGAGGAAUUCAAUGGAAGUCAAGCGCAUGACAUGUACGCAAGACCCAAUCGCCAUAUCGAACAGCCCCAGGAGCCAUAUUCACGGGAGCGAUCCAACAGCCUGACUGGCGAUGAUGCAAGGCGUAUGUCCUCCGGCUAUCACGAGCAACUCGACGCCUACCGAUCUCCCAGCGGUUCACCAUCCCCACCACUGCAAGAAUUGGCGGGUCAAGAGAAGAUGUCAUGGUUGAAGCCCAAUAAUGCAUCGGGUCCUCAAUUCGUGCCUCCUCCAGCACCGCACCAACCUCAACAACAACAACCCUACCAAGGCCAGCCAAGUUAUCAUGCUGCACCACCACCUCCUCCUCCACAACAACACCCACAUCCGCCUGUCCAACAUCAUAUUCCGGCUCAACAUCAAUAUCGCGGUCCACCACCUCCUGCCCCGUCACCGGCUCAGCCAUACGCUCAGGAAAGGCCGUAUCCUUCCUCAUCAUACCCACCCCCUCACAGAGAACAAUCGCAAACAUAUGAUGAUCCUCACAGGAGACACUCAGCUGCUUACCCACCUACCCAGCCUUCAGCCCCACCACCACCAAGCGUAUUUCAUCCAGCAGUCGAUAGCAACCACCAACAUCGGCCAUCAUUCCAGGGCUAUAACCACCCUCCUAGUCCAUCUUUACACCCCGUUCUCCCGCCUCUCAAGGCGCCUUUGAUGAACCAAUAUUCCGAAGAAUUGAGAUCUCCAUCGGGACCCUUACCACCGGUUAGGACAACUGCACCGUCAUUCACAAGUCCAAAUUACAUACGUCCAUCUGAACCCCCAUCAUACCCUCACUAUCCGCGUUCGCAGCCUCCACCGCUUUCUGAACCCACAAGAGUUAAGCGGCCGCAUGACACGGCAUUCAGUUAUCCUUCGCAAGCGCCACUUCGAGAUGGUGCUCGUCCGGAUAACCAUGAGAAGGAAGAAGAAGAAGAAGACGACGAGGAACAACGACCACAACUUGCCUACAGACGUGCAACAGGGCUUAUGGCAGUUAGACAGCAGCCAGAAGUGAUAAAUUCAUAA